GACAAAAGGAAACCUUCCAUCUCUCUCUCUCUCUCUCUCUAAAAAUUCCAGUUCUUAGAUUCAUCCAUCCGAGCUCGAUUUCAGCUUCUUCAAGCUUAAAGCGUUCAAAGGACUGAGGAAUGGCCGCAAUGUUCUUCGCUUUUCACGUUCUCUCCAUGUGAUUUCUGACACCUACUUUCUCUCGCUCAUCACCAUCCUUCAGCUGGCCGCAAUCAUUGUUCCGGUUUCCGUCUGGAGUUUCGUCGGGGAGCGAUGGCGGCGUCUACGUCAAGAGGACGGAGCAGCUCGCCGUUUCACCACCGGAAGCCGUCGAGUCCGUACUCGUCGUCUUCGUCUUCGUCGUCUCUGGCGAACGGUAGGAUCGUGCCUCGGUCGUGCUCGUCCUCGGCGACGUCGUUCUACGGCUCAGGUAAUGGGCAUAAGUCCAGAUCCAGGACGCCAACGCGGAAUCGUGGUGAUUCGGGAUACUCGGGAGGUUACGGAAAUCACACGGAAGUUCAUUUUCCGUCCGCGGAUGAGCUGCUUGCCGAGCAGGUGGAUACGUCUAGAGCAGGUGAUAGCAUAUCUGUGACGAUCAGGUUUCGGCCUAUGAAUGACCGGGAAUACCAUAGAGGGGAUGAGAACGCAUGGUAUGCAGAAGGUGAUAAAAUUGUAAGGAACGAGUAUCAUCCGGCCACCGCUUAUGCAUUCGAUAGAGUGUUUGGACCUGAUACACAUACUCAGGAGGUUUAUGAAGUAGCUGCUAGACCAGUGGUCAAGGCAGCAAUGGAAGGGAUAAACGGGACUGUAUUUGCUUAUGGUGUUACAAGUAGCGGAAAGACACAUACUAUGCAUGGAGAUCAUAGUUCACCUGGAAUAAUUCCACUGGCAAUAAAGGAUGUUUUCAGCAUUAUACAAGAUACUCCUGGCCGUGAAUUUUUGCUUCGAGUUUCAUAUAUCGAGAUAUAUAACGAGGUGAUCAACGACUUGCUUGAUCCUACUGGCCAGAAUUUGCGUGUUAGAGAAGAUGCUCAGGUUUUUUUCUUGUGCCCUACAUUUUUUCGGGGUGGGGCUGCAUUUGGUGCAUCCUUAAUUUAAAUUUUAUUUUCAUUCCCUUCCCCAUUUGAGUACUUUGAGAGUUGACCAUAAGGGCCAACAUCGUUGCACCAAGUGCUCCCUGCCUUGCCAUGAGGGAACACCAAUAUGUACACAACCUUCUCCUAACAUUUGUUUCCACGGAUGAGAAUUUUGCACACACCUCACACACAGAAAUCUGAUAUUCUUUGAUGGAUUUUAAGUGAUGAAAAAGAAAUUUCAAUUGAUUUCCAAUGCCUGUAGAGCUUUGAGAUUCAUGGUGGAGCCUAACACUGCUACUGUUAAUGUUUCUACUCUGUGAGAUUUCCUUAUGUGUGUAGGGUACUUACGUGGAGGGUAUAAAGGAGGAAGUUGUUUUGUCUCCGGGUCAUGUACUGUCAUUCAUUGCUGCUGGGGAAGAGCAUCGUCACGUCGGUUCAAAUAAUUUUAAUCUGUUUAGUAGCCGCAGUCACACAAUAUUUUCAUUAAUGAUUGAAAGUAGUGCCCAUGGAGAUGACUAUGAUGGAGUAAUAUUUUCACAACUUAACUUAAUUGAUUUAGCUGGAUCAGAGAGCUCAAAAACAGAAACAACUGGAUUGAGGAGAAAGGAAGGAUCUUUCAUAAACAAAAGUCUUCUGACUCUUGGAACUGUUAUUGGAAAGUUAAGCGAAGGGAAGGCAUCACAUAUUCCGUAUCGAGACUCAAAGCUUACCCGCCUCUUACAGUCGUCAUUGAGUGGGCAUGGACAUGUUUCUCUUAUAUGCACAAUUACUCCUGCCUCAAGCAAUAUGGAAGAAACACACAACACAUUAAAAUUUGCAAACAGGGCUAAAUGUGUUGAAAUAUAUGCCUCACGCAAUAAGAUUAUUGAUGAGAAAUCUUUGAUUAAGAAGUAUCAAAAAGAAAUCUCAUGUCUCAAACAAGAACUUGAUCAGUUCAGGAGGGGAAUGCUCGUGGGUGUGAGUCAUGAAGAAAUUAUGAGCUUAAGACAACAGUUGGAAGAAGGACAAGUGAAAAUGCAAUCAAGAUUGGAGGAGGAAGAGGAAGCCAAAGCUGCACUACUGAGUAGAAUCCAGAGGCUUACCAAGCUAAUACUUGUUUCUUCAAAGAAUUCAAUUCCUGGGUACUUGGGUGAUGGGUCCAGUUCUCAUCAACGAAGCCAUUCUGCUUCCGAAGAUGAUAAACUGGAUGUUCUGCGCGAGGGUUCUUUGCUCAUAGACCAUGAGAAUCAGAAUAACCCAUCAUCAGAAACUUCUGGUUUUAAUCACAGAAGAUCUUCCAGCAAAUGGAAUGAUGAUAGCUCACAAGCUGGCAGUACAAUUACAGAAUCCACGCAAGUUGGUGAACUUAUUAGUGUUUCAUCAUGUGGUCCAAAACUGCCCAUAGAAGGGAUAAGCAUGGCUGAUCAGAUCGAUCUUCUAGUUGAGCAAGUCAAGAUGCUUGCUGGAGAGAUUGCAUUUGGCAUGAGCACAUUAAAACGUGUAAAGGAGCAGUCUGCAAAUGAUCCAGAAAACUCGAAAAGUCAGAUUGAAACUCUUGAGCGUGAAAUUCAAGAGAAGCAAAUGCAAAUGAGGAUUUUAGAACAACGCAUUGUAGAAAGUGGUGAAGCAGCUAGUGGUAAUGCAUCAGUGGUUGAAAUGCAAAAGGCACUGCUGAAAUUGAUGACCCAAUGUAGUGAAAAGGGUUUUGAGCUUGAGAUAAAAUCCGCAGACAAUCGUAUCCUUCAAGAACAGUUGGAGAGCAUGUGUUUAGAGAACAAGGAAUUGAUGGAAAAAAUCAGUCAACUAGAGCAGCAGUUGGGUGCAUCAAAGACUGACAAGGUGUCCCCUUCUGAAAAAUGCUUUUCUGAUUAUACAGAUGAACUGAGAAAGAUAAUUCAAACCCAGGAGAUUGAGAACGAGAGAUUAAAGUUAGAAGGUGUUCAGAUUGUAGAGGAGAACAGUGGGUUGCGUGUACAAAAUCAGAAAUUGUCUGAAGAAUCAUCGUAUGCAAAGGAAUUGGCAUCUGCAGCUGCAGUUGAAUUGAAGAACUUAGCUGAAGAGGUCACCAAGCUAUCACUGCAUAAUGCGAAACUUGAAAAAGAAUUAUCAGCAACUUCUCGAGAGCUAUUGACUUCCAGGAGUUUCAAUAUGCAGUCGGGUAAUGGUGCAAACCGCAAGUAUGGGGACAGUGCAAGGACAGGUCGUAGAGGUCGCAUGAUUGGCCGAAUAAAUGAAGGUAGCCAUGAUGAACUUGACACAUGGGAGUUGGACAUUGAAGAUCUAAAGAGAGAAUUGCAGGCAAGGAAACAACGGGAGGCAUCCUUAGAGUCUGUAUUGGCUGAGAAGGAAAUUGUAGAAGGUGAGUAUAGGAAGAAGUUUGAUGAGGCAAAGAAAAGGGAGGCUGCCCUUGAAAAUGAUUUGGCUAAUAUGUGGGUACUAGUUGCACAACUUAAGAAAGAAAGUACUGCUGGACAAGAGGCAAAGACCACGGAUGUUCAAAAUGGGGUGGAUUGUUUAAAUCGGGUGAAAGUUAAUGAAGUUGAAUGCAAGAAUCUUAUCUCCAAGGAUACCCAAUCCGUUGACUAUAAAGCUCCACCUUCCGACAUCUCAAGGGAAGAGCCUCUUGUUGCUCGCUUGAAGGCAAGAAUGCAAGAGAUGAAGGAAAAGGAGCACAAGUAUACGGGGAAUGGGGAUGCAAAUUCGCAUGUGUGCAAAGUGUGCUUCGAAUCUCCUGCCGCUGCAAUGCUUCUUCCUUGCCGUCAUUUUUGCUUGUGCAAAUCGUGUUCACUAGCUUGCGUCGAAUGUCCACUUUGUCGGACAAAGAUUGCCGAUAGGAUUUUUGCUUUUACCUAAAAGAGAGUUUCAUUGCAAGCCAUAUCUUAUUCAGAAAGAGAGAGAAGUGGAGAUUCUUCCAUAACAUUUAUGAGGUACAGCGCAAUUCUUUGAUUAUUAGUUGGCAACACUUGAACCUUGGGGGGGGGGGGUGUAUACGGGUUUCUAUUUUCAUUUCUGUAUUUCUCCACCACCCUUAAGCAACUGUAAAAAUAAGAAAUGUCUGUAAAUUUGGGACUGAACGAGAGUUGAGUUUUGCAUCUGAAACGUUUGCUCGUGUAAAUCUCUACAAUGUGUUCAACGAAAGAGCAAAUGUGAGUUUUUGUGAAUUGCUAUUUCAUUCUUGCAAUGAGAACUGCUGUGAGAUAUU
This is a messenger RNA of Cuscuta campestris, 4236 nucleotides long. The record is from the annotation of a GenBank genome assembly. Lineage: Eukaryota; Viridiplantae; Streptophyta; Magnoliopsida; Solanales; Convolvulaceae.